AUGUAUCAACAUCGAGCUAUGUAUAAUGGUGUAUAUGCACCUUAUCCUACGCUUCCUUAUCAUCAUCACCAUCAUCCUGGAGUUAAUGUCUGUUCACCAUAUGAAAUAUUGGAUCCAUUACCAAUUCCUGUUGUGAAUAGUUUUGCUCCACCAUGUAAUUGUGAUUAUUCAUGUAGACGAAAUGUUCCGUAUGUUGAUCAUUCAUGUUAUGAUUAUGUUCCACGACCACCAGUCAUUCAAACGAAUGUUCAUAAUGAUGUUUGUUAUUAUCUUGAUGAUCCUUAUGAUGAAUAUGAUGAUGAUUACGGAAAUGCUUAUCAAUUAUCUCGAUCUAAAGUUCAACUUGUCGAUUUAGUUCCAAAACCUAAACCUCGAAGAAAUAAUAAUCAUAUGGUUGUAUCAACAUUUCAACCCGUAGCAAGAAAUUCACCAGAACGUAUUAUUAUACCUCGUUCAACUGUUGUACGAAAUACAACAAAUCCUUCAUAUCAAAGACAAAGACAUAUGAGAUUAAUGCCAUUAUAUCAUUCAGCUGAACCACAACAUAGAAUAUCAAAUCGACAUCGAUCAGUUGUUAGAGAAAUGGUUCCGAUGGCAACUAUAUCAGACUCAUAUCCACAUAGACAACCGAUUAGAGUACGCACAUUAUCACCGUUGUAA
Molecule: messenger RNA, 660 nt
Organism: Rotaria sp. Silwood1
Lineage: Eukaryota; Metazoa; Rotifera; Eurotatoria; Philodinida; Philodinidae
Source: the annotation of a GenBank genome assembly